CAAAUGCAAUUCGAAUUGCAAAAAUCGGAGUUAUUUCUGUAAUUUGACAAAUGGGAAUUUCUUGCUUGUGUUCAACUCUCUGUAGAUUUCCAGUAGAUUAUCCAGAGUGGUUGGUCAGCCAUGGCAAUGGACCCAAACGACUACAAGCAGCUGCCACAACUACUGUCAGUGACGAUGUUUCUCAGGAAAGACGGAAAUGCGUUUCUGUUACGAAGGCGCGGAAGCCAAUAACUGCGGUGAUACUGGCGGCAGCUGCAGCAUGUGCGGUGAUAGUGGUGGUGAAUGGGGCGGAGGCGGUGGCGGAGGCGGCGCAGAUUGAAACACAACAGGAAAUACUUGGAGAGACUUUUUCGAAUGUGCCGCAAACGCUGUCUGGCGAUUGUGUUGAUGGUCAGAAGGAUUGCAAGAAAGCGAGGAUUCAACGACCUAAGUCAAGGCAAGCAGAGACUUGCACUGUCAAAUGUGUCAAUACUUGUAUUCGUGGUGGUAGUGGAUCUCCUGGUGAAGGUCCUCUUAACGUUAGAAGGCCUCUGGUGGUGUUUAAGCAAGGAUUUCGCAGUCGCCAAUACUGUUUGGUGGAAUGCUCUGAUAUAUGUAAUUUGAUAAAAGAUGGUGAAGAUGGACCAUAGGCUGUACAUUCAAUCUUAUUUUUAGGUUAAAUUCUUUAUUUGAGCCUACAAAAUUUACAGGCGCUCUUUCAUUUCAUUAAAGCUUUGAUAGGGUUGUAACUUGUAUAUUGUCUAUGCAGAAAUUUGACAGGAUUUUAGUAUAUAUACCUAUUUUUCUUCCACCUUCCUUGCGACA
Solanum dulcamara is the source of this 804-nucleotide messenger RNA. RefSeq lists its product as uncharacterized. The record is from RefSeq and is a predicted model, not a curated record. The transcript has 3 exons. NCBI's taxonomy places the organism in Eukaryota, Viridiplantae, Streptophyta, Magnoliopsida, Solanales, Solanaceae. Bases 51 to 629 code for a protein of 192 amino acids.